This is a messenger RNA of Sphenostylis stenocarpa, 178 nucleotides long. NCBI's taxonomy places the organism in Eukaryota, Viridiplantae, Streptophyta, Magnoliopsida, Fabales, Fabaceae. The record is from the annotation of a GenBank genome assembly.
AUGGGCCUGAGUGAAGGUAUAUGGAAGGGAAAUUUAGUGUUGAGUGAAGGGGAGAAGGAUGUCAAGGGGAGAUUGGUGAAACUCACUUUGGAAGAAUGGAUGGGUUUAAGUGCUCCGAGGCGUGUGUGUGAGGUGAAGGAUGGUCGUAUGGAUCACCUCUUGAUCUUACUUCCUUCCC